AUGAGCAGCAAGAAAGAACAACAGCUAACGACAUAUGGGACCCUUGUAGUGUUUUUUAUCUUGCAAGUUCAGAUUUUUGGUUUUGAUGUUGAUAAUCGACCUACAACAGAUGUCUGCUCAACACACACAAUUUUACCUGGACCAAAAGGGGAUGAAGGUGAAAAGGGAGACAGAGGAGAAGUAGGCAAACAAGGAAAAGUUGGACCAAAAGGACUAAAAGGAAACAAAGGACCAGUGGGUGAUGUUGGUGACCAGGGAAUGCUUGGUAAAAUUGGUCCAAUUGGUGGAAAGGGUGACAAAGGAGCCAAAGGCUUACCAGGGGUUUCAGGAAAAAAAGGAAAAGCAGGCACGGUCUGUGACUGUGGGAGAUACCGCAGAUUUGUCGGACAGCUGAAUAUCAAUGUUGCUCGUCUUAACACAUCCAUCAAGUUUCUGAAGAAUGUUAUAGCAGGUAUCAGAGAGACAGAUGAGAAAUUCUAUUACAUUGUGAAAGAAGAGAAGAAUUACAGAGAAGCCUUGAUCCACUGCAGGGACAGAGGAGGAUCACUGGCCAUGCCUAAAGAUGAGGCAACCAAUGCCUUGCUUGCUGACUACAUCUCCAGCAGUGGCCUGUUCCGAGCCUUCAUUGGGCUGAAUGACAUGGAAAGAGAAGGACAGUUUGUGUAUGCAGACAACAGCCCACUGCAGAACUACAGUAACUGGAAGCAAGGGGAGCCUCAUGACCCAGCUGGUCACGAGGACUGUGUGGAAAUGUUCAGCACAGGAGAAUGGAAUGACUCUGAGUGCCAAGUCACCAUCUACUUCGUCUGUGAAUUCCUCAAGAAGAGGAAAUAAGAGUGCCAGAGAAUGUGCCUGGCACCUGCUGUACAUACAAUAACCCAUCCUCAUUCAUUUACGGUAGGGAGAGCAAAUCAGGGAUAGGAAACCAGGGACAGGGCUCAAUCCAGCCUUCACAUCACUGGGCUAAGCAAGAGUAACUGCUGUUUAGUCAUCAGUGACCUUAAAGUCAGCACAGGUCUGCAGGGGGCAUCCAGCCAGCUGUGAAUUUUCAUUUCAUUUCUACAUGCAUCUUAGGGCUGGAAUGUCUGUGUGUAAUUUAGGGGUAAAUUUAGAGCAUGAAGAAGUGAAUAUAAUUUCACCAGUUCCAGAAAUAGUAAGAUCAUUGGUAUUUGAGUACUGAUGUGGUUUGUGAAAUCCACAGAUGGAAAGAGCGUGACCUUCAUUUAUCUCUGACUUGCACAGGGAGUCCCAGUAAUUUCCCUUAUGA
Molecule: messenger RNA, 1267 nt
Organism: Agelaius phoeniceus (red-winged blackbird)
Lineage: Eukaryota; Metazoa; Chordata; Aves; Passeriformes; Icteridae
Gene: COLEC10
Product: collectin subfamily member 10
Biological process (GO): ossification
Molecular function (GO): growth factor activity
Source: RefSeq, a predicted model, not a curated record